Synchytrium microbalum is the source of this 1509-nucleotide messenger RNA. RefSeq lists its product as uncharacterized. Gene Ontology annotation, biological process: microtubule cytoskeleton organization; protein polyglutamylation. The transcript is spliced from 2 exons. Gene Ontology annotation, cellular component: cilium. The record is from RefSeq and is a predicted model, not a curated record. The coding region runs from base 1 to 1509 and encodes 502 amino acids. NCBI's taxonomy places the organism in Eukaryota, Fungi, Chytridiomycota, Chytridiomycetes, Synchytriales, Synchytriaceae. Gene Ontology annotation, molecular function: tubulin-glutamic acid ligase activity; tubulin binding.
AUGUCACGUAGGAUCUGCGACACAUCUCUGACAAAAUACGAUAUCGUCAAGGACGUGCUCAAAUCUCGAAAUUAUGUUCAGUGUAAACCUGGUGCCGUUGACGCAAACUGGACUUUGCAGUGGAUUGAUACGAAUGUAUCUGUGGAGAGGAUACUUGAUAUGACUGUUGGUCAAAAGAUUAAUCAUUUUCCUGGAAUGGAGUCCAUUUGUAGAAAAUCACGUCUCGCACGCAACCUCGCACGAAUGCACCGCCUCUUCCCCGAUGACUACUCCUUCACCCCACGCACAUACCGCGUCCCAUCAGAUCUCGCAUCUCUAACACUCGCAAUCAAAUCCAACACCACCAAAACCUUCAUCGCCAAACCAGACGCAGGAUGCCAGGGUAAAGGAAUCCAACUCUUUUCAGACGAAGAAGGAUUCAAACUCGCUAUGGAACGUGCCAGUAGUUUCGUGUCGGCCAACAUAUCAUUGGAUGUGCCAGUGCCAAGAGGCCCUAUACUCCCGAGUGAGGUUGUCGUGCAAGAGUAUAUUGCCAAACCGUGUUUGCUCGAUGGCCACAAAUUCGAUCUGAGGGUGUAUGCGCUCGUGCUGAGUGUGAAUCCGUUGCUGAUAUAUGUGCAUAAGGAUGGGCUUGCCAGGCUGGCAGCCAAGAAAUACGUGCAGCCAUCAAAGGAGAAUUUCAGUCACGUCACGAUGCACUUGACGAAUUACGCAGUGAAUAAAGACGACCCGACCUUUGUCGCCGCCUCAAAAGACGAGCUGGAAGGUGGCAAGAGGUCCAUGUCGUCCGUCCUGGACUGGAUACGCGAGCAAGAUACAGACGCCAGCAGAGACGUAUGGUCCCAAAUCAAGAGUGUCAUCGUCAAGACAAUCGUAAUCGCUCAACCUGCACUUGAAAAAACUAUCGCAGCAUGUCGCCAACGAAUGGAAACAUCCACAAAACAACACUCCUCCUCCCCAUGUUUUGAAAUCCUCGGCUUUGAUAUAAUGCUAGACUCGAAACUCAAACCCUGGGUGCUUGAAGUAAACCACUCGCCAUCAUUCACGUGUGAUUCGGAACUGGACACGAGAGUUAAAUCUGCUGUUAUUGGAGACACGCUUGAUUUGCUGGACGUGCCGCUGCUUCGUCAUGAUUCUGGAACGGAUUUAUCAGCAUCGUCGCCGAGUGCUUCUGGCUGGGAGGUCGCAUAUCCAUCACACGAUAAAGGAGUUUACGAUACGUUUAUAUCUGCUGCGUCGAGUAUACUGGGUAGUGAUACGGAGCUGACAAAGUCAAGGAAGGCUUUUCGAGAGGCCAAGGAAAUAGAACGGGUUGAGCAGGAAACAAAAGCUGCUCUCAUACGGGAACGUGCGAAACUGUUAAGGGCAAGCUGUACAUUGGGUGUUGCUCCAGCUAGGCUAGUCCCACUAGCACCUGUAGUUAUUGUGAGAGAACCGCCUGUAAGGCAGGCUAGAGUUGCAAUGAAGAUGGCUUCGAUUGAUUUGGGUGAUGCGUUCAAGUUUUGCUAA